This is a messenger RNA of Thamnophis elegans (Western terrestrial garter snake), 3062 nucleotides long. It is a transcript of the gene ATG12, whose product is annotated as autophagy related 12. Gene Ontology annotation, biological process: C-terminal protein lipidation; autophagosome assembly; autophagy of mitochondrion. The coding region runs from base 49 to 516 and encodes 155 amino acids. Lineage: Eukaryota; Metazoa; Chordata; Lepidosauria; Squamata; Natricidae. The transcript has 4 exons. Gene Ontology annotation, cellular component: phagophore assembly site membrane; cytoplasm; Atg12-Atg5-Atg16 complex. The record is from RefSeq and is a predicted model, not a curated record.
GUUGAGAAAGGGACGGGGGAGGGGCACCACUUCCGCUUUGCCAUCACUAUGUCGGAGACCAGCGAGAAGCCGGAGACGCUGCCGGUUGCUGCGGCUCCCGGCUGUUCUCCCGAGGAAGGGGGCCGAGGGGAAGGUGGGGAGGAAGAAACCUCUGAAAAUGGAGGAGGAGGCGUCGCAGUGGGAGCGCUCGACGCGACUCCCCCCUCGGCUCUUUCCCCGGUGGCCGAAGAACCUACGGGAGACACGAAGAAGAAAAUUGAUGUGUUGCUCAAAGCUGUUGGAGAUACUCCUAUAAUGAAGACCAAGAAAUGGACUGUAGAAAGAACUCGAACAAUACAAAGCCUAAUUGACUUCAUCAAAAAAUUUCUCAAACUUUUGGCAUCUGAACAGCUGUUUAUUUACGUGAAUCAGUCCUUUGCUCCUUCACCAGAUCAGGAGGUUGGAACAUUAUAUGAGUGUUUUGGAAGCGAUGGCAAACUUAUAUUGCAUUAUUGUAAAACCCAGGCCUGGGGAUGAAUUAAUAGCUACAGUUGCUUAAGACUAUUAGAUAGUGGAUUGUCUAAAAUAAUCUUCAGAGACAUUCCCCAUGGACAAAUGAAAGAAAUGUCUGCACUACUUCUUUUUCUUCUUCUCUUUUCUCUGUGACAGCAUAGGAGAAAAGUACAGAAACACAUACUGAGGAAUGUUUAUAGUACAAUUUCUUUGAUGAUUUUCUUGCAGAAAUUAAUCUGCCAUCUUUACAGCUGAAUUUAGCAUUUAUUGUUCCAAGAUUUGGCAUGUCUGUUCCUGGGAAACAGGUUCAUGCCUGACAUGGAGAGUACAUUUCAGCAAGCUGCGUGGAGUUUACAGUCUCGCUCUUUGAAGGCGCUUUAUUGUAUAUGGAAAGCUUAAAAGCAUCUACAUCUGAGAUAAAUGGACACAUUUUCUAUUUGGUCUUGUCUGUGAUUCUUUAUUUUAAAUGCAAUUUAUCACACUCUCUAAAUCAAACAUGCAGUAAAUGUUCUCACCAUGUAUAUCUCAAUAGGUGCUGAUGAGCAAAACUCUGGUCUGCACACCUUCUAUUAUCAUAAACUUCAUUUCAACUUACUUUUUUUUCUUUUUUGGUUUUAAACAGAACUUUGCCAAACAUUACUUCUCCAUGCACACAGAAAACAAAUUUCCCUGUAAUUUUUGCAUUCUUUUUUGAAGUCUAUAAGUGAAAAAUAAUCACAUUCUUCUAAUUAAGCUCAGAUACAAUCUUCAUACAUUAAAUUUGAGAACCACUUCAAAAGCAAACCACAUUCAGCAUUCUUUCUCAUCCAUGGUAUAAAUAUUUUUCUAUUGUGUGGCCUUUACUUCUUUCCAUUUAUAUGUUAAUCCAAAUGUUAUGUGCAAAGCCACCUUCCUCAUUGAAGUCAUAUCAACCUUUAUAUUUCAUGUUUAUAUCUUUCAACAGGUUCCUUCAAGUUAUUGAAUCUUGUUACAUUAUUUAAAGAAAUAACUAUCAAAUAAUGAUCUUUAAGAGUGAUCAUUGAUCAGAUUAUUUUCUCUAUUUUAAUGUGAAAAAAAAACUAUUUUAAUAUUUAAUCAUAAUCUUAUUCAGUCAAAAGUGAAAUUAAGAAAUAUUUUGCUUUUUAGCUAUGGUCUACACUAACUUGUUCCUCUUUUAAACUGUCUAAGCUAUUCUUUAAUCAAAAUUGAUAAAGCACGGUUUACCAAACAAGGAUUGAAUAUGGGGAGAAGGGAACCAUCUUAUAUAAUUUAAAAGCAGGAAAAUUGUUUCAAGCGUAAUUGCUGUGAAGAAGGUCAGUCGUUCUCUUUUUGUUUUAGUAAGGAUUUUUUGUUUUAGUAUUCUUUAAAUCCAAGAUUGCAGAAAUUAUUUAUUUAUGUGUUAAAUUUAUUUGCCACCUGUCUUGCUGUGGCUACUACAGACAGCUUCUGAGAAUUUUCUAUAAUAUGUUGCAGUUAUUUCAUGGUUUUCCUUACUCCCUCUCUCUUAUAUUCUCAUGUAUUUAUUAUAAACAGUUCUUUGCUGCCUCACUGUUUGGAAUCAGUUAUGAGCAGUUCAGAUUCAAAAGCAAAGUAAUACUAAUAUAAAAUCAUAACAACAUGAAUCAGACAGAUCCAUCUCAUCCUCACCUCAAUUUCCAAAUACACAUUAAAGCAUUAUGUUUUUAAAAGUUUCUUGCAUGUGCUAGACAAGGAUAUGGCUCUUUUAUUUGGUGGAGAGUUAUUCCACAGAAAGAGCUUUACUUCUUUAAUUUAGGUUUAACAUGGAUGACCUAAGAUCUUCCAUUUCAAAAGCUCUUAAUAUUUUUCCUUGGCUUUGCAGACUUGCAUGUUAGAAUCGGGCAGUUUCUGACAGGCUAUAAAUUUCUCAAUUACCAAACUGAAUGCUAACCACCUGGAAUAGAAUCAUGACCUCAAUACAGGUCAAAAUGUCAAAAUACGCAACCAUGCAUAAGUCAGCUUUUCUUGAUUGUGUCCACAGAGGAACCUGUACAAAUUGCUUCAUUUAAUGGCUCGUAUGGAAAGAAUGCUAUUAAUAAUAAGGAAAUCAAACAUUAAUAUGUAUGUUUAAUUCAGACAAAAAUCCAAAUAGACGUACUGAUCCAUUGGAAAAUAAAUUCCAAAGAAAUUAAUACUGCUUUUGAAUCACCACAUUUUUUGUUGUUGUUAGUUGCGAAGUCGUGUCCAACCCAUCGUGACCCCAUGGACAAUGUUCCUCCAGGCCUUCCUGUUAUCUACCAUCUUCUAGUGUCCAUUUAAGGUCAUGCUUACUGCUUCGGUGACUCAAUCCAGCCACUUCAUUCCCUGCCAUCACCUUCUUCUUUUGCCCUCAAUCUUUCCCAGCAUUAGGGUCUUCUCCAGGGACUCCUUCCUUCUCAUAAGAUGGCCAAAGUAUUUGAACAUUUUUACAAACUGAAUUUUAAGUUCUUGAAAGACUAACAAUAUUUCUUCUUGCAUCUUUAAUAUUUAGUAUCAAUUUUGUUGAUCUUUUUAGCAUUUCACAUAUAAAACAAUAUGUACUGACAUUAUUGAGUUAAUUUGUGCAACCUUUUUGAAAGCCACAUGUAUGUUUC